UUUACAGGACAAGAGCUUCAUAAACCUUCUCCCGCUGGUUUUCCAAUGGGGUGCGAGCCAGCGGAAUUUUUCAGCGAUAUACAGCUUGUGAAACAAUAACUGUAGUCAUUAUGUUAUUCCACAUUACUCGUCCGGACUCCAUUGUUCUGGAAGUGGAGGCGGAUCCAAAAGCAAAUGGAGAAGAAAUUCUUAAUAAGGUAUGCCAGAAAAUGGGAAUCAUAGAGGUGGAUUAUUUUGGACUCCAGUUCACUGGUACAAAGGGAGAGAUCUUGUGGCUGAAUCUCAGAAACAGGAUAUCUCAACAAGUAGACAACCUGUCUCCCUGCAAACUGAAGCUGCGAGUGAAGUUCUUCGUUGAGCCCCAUCUAAUUCUGCAAGAACAAACAAGACAUUUGUUUCUGAUGCAUGUGAAAGAGGAACUUUUCAAAGGAAGCUUGCAGUUGGACAGGGAACAGGCAAUAGAGCUCUCCGCGCUGUUGGCUCAAGCAGAGUUUGGAGAUUGCAACCAUAACACACCGAAGUACUCCCAGAUCUAUGGUCAAGACCCAAGUCAUGACACCAUCAACAACAUUUACAAGAGGCAUAAAGAAUGGGAGGGUGUUAGUCAGACUUCAGCGGAAUAUCAAGCCCUGCAGCUGGUUUCCUCUCUCGGCAACUAUGGUGUGGAGUGGCACUCUGCCCAUGACUCUGAAGGACAGGAGCUGCUCAUUGGCGUUGGACCAGAGGGCCUGUUCAUCUGCAAAACAGAUUUCACUCCUGUUGACAGACUCAUAUACCCAGUCAUUCAAAUGGCCACUCAGUCUGGAAAGAACGUAUAUGUCACCAUCACCAAAGACAAAGGGGACAGUGCGGUACAUCUAUUUAAGUUCAUCAGCACCAAUGCUGCCAAUGGAUUAUAUCGUGCUAUUACUGAGAUCCAUGCCUUCUACAGGUGUGAUACGGUAAUGAGCACAGUGAAGAUGCAAUAUAGUCGUGACUUCAAGGGUCACCUGGCCUCCCUCUUCCUCAACGAAAGCAUUGAUCUCGGUAAAAGGUACAUCUUCGAUAUCCAGCGCACAUCCAAGGAAGUGUACGACCGUGCCCGGCGUGCCCUGUUCAAUGCAGGCAUGGCUGUCACAGGAUGUGGGGGCCCGAGAGAUGUCUGCGGACCCUGUCCCUCACUGCGGGCUGAGAGAGAAGAGAGGACAUGUGUCAGCUGCAGAGAAACUCACGUUCUGAGGGAGAAGCUCCAAAGGCUGCGAGAGGCCCUGACCUGCGCUCUGUGCUGCGAACAAGAGAUCAAUGCUGCGUUCUGUCCUUGUGGGCAUAUGUUCUGCUGCUACAACUGUGCCGGCCAACUCCAGUAUUGCCCAGUGUGUCGCUCAGUAGUGGACCGUGUUCAGCACAUCUAUUUACCCACCUGUGCCAGUCUGCUUUCCCUGGCAGAGGUCAAAACUGCCUACAGUCCGCCCAGAGGGACUGCCACCUCAGAGGAUUAGCUAUGAAGAAAAGACCUGCCAAAUGUAAAACAAAUAACUCUUGCACAUGGACAGUACACUUGGCCACAGACUAUUUUAAAAAUAUAGAAGAAAUGUUAUGAUUACAUAUUCGAUAUAGUCAGCUUAACUGUAUUGAGUGAGGCUGACUGUCGGUACCUCAGGAAUAAUGACUGAACAAAGACAUUUUUUCAGGUUUGGAACAACCUGAGGGAUUGAUGACAGGCUUUUCAUUUUUGGGUGAACUAUCCCUUUAAUCUCGCUGUCAUUUUCAGACAUACUGUAAAAUGCAUAAAGAUUUAUUUUGUUAGAUAUAAUGUAGAAUAUAGCACUGUUGUGUUCAAAUGUAACUACUGUCAUUAUACUGUGAACCACAAAAUAGCAUACGUACAGUUAUAUAUUUUAUAUGCUUUUUCUUAAAUCGAUGAUUUAUUCCUAUUUAUUUUAAGAUUUUAGCAAACAUUUAAAAGUUGACUAUGUUGCAAAUUCAAAAUGCAAAGUAACUACACAUGUACAGUUAACACUCCACAUAUCUUUUAGCAAAAAGGGAUUUUACAGGUGUAUAUAUGUGAUGCGUUAUACACUAUGAACGUUUACAGUUUUGUUUUAAAAAACGUCAAAAAUACAUUUCAGUACAUUUCGAAAGAAAUUCUAUUAACCCUGCUGCAGUAUUCAAAAACACAUUUGAAAUGAUCAUAUCCUUUUUGCUAUAAAAUAAAAGGCUAUUAAACACCAGGAAGUUGUUCUUGCCCUGGGGCUAGUCUUCAUGUGUUUAUACAAGCCUUAUUUGUUGGUCGGUUUGUUAAAUCUUACCUGUCUGUCACACCUUUCCAUGCCUUUUAUUUGCACCCUAAUUCAUACAGAGUGGAAAGCCAUACAUGCCCUUUUUGGCAUGGCCCAUUUGUAAAUAGAUGUAUUAUUUUAUUAUAAAUGUGAUCUUUAACAAAUUAUAUUACGAGCAAACCUUGUUAUCAACAAUUAUAAACUAUGAGCUUCGACAUUAUUAGUAUGACACAAGAGCUGUAAAGAUGUUUUUCCUCUAACAAGUACUAAGUCCACACAAAUGUUAUUGUGUCAGAGCUUUACUGUACAGUAAACUCCUGUUGAAUGUAAUAUUGAGACAUGUUUGCACGUACUGUACUGAUAUACUGUAUGUGUAAUUGUACUCAUAUGUGUUACUUUACAGACAUGUAGUGACUGACGUGUUGAUGGCAAAGGUUAUACCUGCAUUUUAUCAUGACUCUGGACAGUCUUGAAAAGAACAAUUAUCAAGCAUUGGGUUUAACAUUUGUAUGCAUUUGAGAAUUUUUUUACUAAAAAAAUUAUAAAA
This is a messenger RNA of Triplophysa rosa, 2805 nucleotides long. It is a transcript of the gene mylipb, whose product is annotated as myosin regulatory light chain interacting protein b. Gene Ontology annotation, cellular component: cytoskeleton. The coding region runs from base 111 to 1478 and encodes 455 amino acids. The record is from RefSeq and is a predicted model, not a curated record. Gene Ontology annotation, biological process: ubiquitin-dependent protein catabolic process. The transcript is spliced from 7 exons. Gene Ontology annotation, molecular function: ubiquitin-protein transferase activity. NCBI's taxonomy places the organism in Eukaryota, Metazoa, Chordata, Actinopteri, Cypriniformes, Nemacheilidae.